AUGGCGGAGGUGGGCAGGGUGGCCGUGGGCGACCCCUGUGCGCUGCUCCCGGGGGGCUUCUGGGCCGCCAUGGCCGUGUGGCUGGAGAGGCCGCAGGUGGCCAACAAGCGUCUGUGCGGCGCCCGCCUGGACGCCCGCCGGAGCGCCGCCCUGCCCCGUGCCAGACAGAACGCAGGCUCCGAGCCGGAGGAGCGGGAGCCAGGACCUGACCCGCGGGCCCCCGAGGGCAGCCCGAGCCCCAGGCCGCGAGCGAGAGCCGAGGAGGGCACGGCGGGGCGCGUACCCGGGGAUCCCGGGCGGCCGAGCAGGGCUGGGGGCGGCGGGCACGGCUUCCCCGCGGCAGACCUGGAUUCUCUCUGGGGGGAUUUCUCCCGAAGCCUCGCCAGCGACAGUGGGGAGAUGCUGGCCUUCCUUGCCGGUUCCGAGGCUGGCUCGCAGGAAGACGCGCCGCGCGAACUCGACGUGCUGCUCAGAACCAUCAUCCCGAAGACAAAGCCUCGGUGCCCGCUCACUGCUCCCAGGACAGAAAUGGUCGUGCAGGACCCAAUCCGUGGGGCUGUGACAUUCUUCCCAUUGGAAGAAGAUGCUGAUGGGAAUUUAAGGAUUCAGAUGAGCAAUGUUUACCAGAUCCGGCUAUGUCACGGCCCACAGGAAUGGUUCCUGUCUGUCUUAAUUUUCUGUCCAGAAAGGUGGCAUUGUGACGGGGUUGUGUAUCCCAGAUCCAGCUGGCUAGGACAGGAGCUGCUGGCCAGGCUGGCCAGGUGGUCAGUGGAGAACAGGAAGACUGACUUUAAAAGCACCCUGUCCCUCGUUUCCGUUGAGAAGUACGGCAGGCUCUACCAGGAGCUGAAGGCGAGGUACAAGGAGCUGGUGAAGGUGUGGCCUGAAGUGACAGAUCCGGAGAAGUUUGUGUAUGAAGACGUGGCCAUCGCUACCUACCUGCUGGUCCUGUGGGAAGAGGAGCGGGCAGCGCGAGGGCAGAGCCAGAGGCAGUCCUUCGUGGACCUGGGCUGCGGGAACGGCCUCCUGACCCACAUCCUCUCCAGCGCCGGGGUCUGCCUCGUUGGCAUGUCCAGGACGUACCCGCCCGCCAGGGAGGCCUCUGUGGAUGAGCACAGGACUCAGUACAUCCACAGCCAGAGGAGUCCCGGGGGCCGUCCCCCCAGGGCACAGGACCAGGCUGGCCCCCAGGACGCCGGGGCUGCGGCCGAGCCCGUGCCCACUGAGGUCCCGGCGGAAGGACUCUGGCUGCCAGGGUUCCAGCCUCGAGCGAAAGUGGAGCGCGUGAGGAACGCUACCAGUCUCCCUCGCGACGUCACCGACCAGGCGGUUCUGCAAGUGGCACGUCUGCUGUUGGGCGGGAAGCAGUUACGCAGCGGAGGGAGCACUCAGGACGCCGCUGGGAAGGCCUGGGACCGAGGAGGGAGCCUCUCCUUGUCGGAAGUCGCCAGCAAGCUGGACCCAGAGACACUGCAGAGACUGAAGCAGGAGUCGGGGGGGCUGCAGACGCUGCUCCGGAACCACCACCAGGUGUUCGCAGUUCAGAACGGACGCAUCCGCUUCCGGGACUGGCGAGAGGAGCAGCCGCAGAGGGCCACGCGGCCGGGGCGCAGGCGGGGGCGGGGCGUCGAGACCUUCAAAACCCGCCCCUGCUGGUUCUUCACGUACCACCCCGAUGGCUGUGCCCUGCCGGCCGCCAGCUGCCUGUUCGCCCACGGCCCCGAGGAGCUGCGGGCCGCCCCGAGGGCCCGGAGGCCCGCCCCGCCCCCGGAGGCCUGA
Orycteropus afer afer is the source of this 1779-nucleotide messenger RNA. RefSeq names its product tRNA methyltransferase 44 homolog (gene TRMT44). The transcript has 8 exons. Lineage: Eukaryota; Metazoa; Chordata; Mammalia; Tubulidentata; Orycteropodidae. Gene Ontology annotation, molecular function: metal ion binding; tRNA (uridine) methyltransferase activity. The record is from RefSeq and is a predicted model, not a curated record. Gene Ontology annotation, biological process: tRNA methylation. The coding region runs from base 1 to 1779 and encodes 592 amino acids.